AUGCUAGCAGGUAGAGAACAAAAGCUGUCAUGUUGUAUGAAGGAUUGGGAGCCAUUUGAAUCCAGUUGUUACUAUUUCUCUAAGGACAUCGACACCUGGAAUGGCAGUAGGAAAAAAUGCACAAACAUGAACUCUACCUUGGUGGUAAUAACUUCAGAAACUGAGCAGGUUUUCCUUAUAAGAAAAGGUAAAGAGGAAACCAUCACAUAUUAUAAAAAACCACCAGAAAACUUUUGUAUUGGCCUCAGUCGGGAAGAAACUAAGUGGCAAUGGGUGGAUCAGACUCCUACUAGCAGCAAUGAAAUGUUCUGGAAACCUUAUGAGCCCAGCAGUCAUAAGGGUGAAGAUUGUGUUGUCAUGUACGUGAGGGGCAACCAGGAUCUGAAGAACUGGAAUAAUGUCAUGUGCAGCAGCAGCAAGCAUUACUACAUUUGUGAAACCAUGCCAGUUAAUUUUUAGCCUACUUUCCAGUAGGCUUAUGAAAUCAUCCAGCAUUCUCUGUGUGUAACCAUGUGUCCCCACCACCACCCACC
Messenger RNA from Hemicordylus capensis (graceful crag lizard), 533 nucleotides. RefSeq names its product C-type lectin domain family 4 member A-like. The transcript has 4 exons. Bases 1 to 459 code for a protein of 152 amino acids. Gene Ontology annotation, molecular function: signaling receptor activity. Lineage: Eukaryota; Metazoa; Chordata; Lepidosauria; Squamata; Cordylidae. The record is from RefSeq and is a predicted model, not a curated record.